UGACUGAUGAUGAACACAGUUACAUUUUUAACUUGUUAUGGUCACGUUGCGCAGCUCCGGUGCGGUGGCCGCGAGAGGAGCUCAGAACGCGCGCCUUGCACACGGUGGUACCGCUGGAGGUGCUGCGGCCCUUAUUCCGGUAGGAGUCGAUUUUUGCCGGACGCCGAAGCCCACCGCAAGCCUAUCUGAGUAAUUUAUUAGAUCUAUUCAGCGCCAGUCUAUUUGAACGACAGUUCAUUACUCAGUCCUAAGGUCCUAACAGGCACAGUCCAUUCGAAAAACUUCAGUGUCCAAUGAGAGGACAGUUUUGGUGCAGUGGCUCCUCCUCCUUCUGCUUGCUCCACAUGUAACGCUACCAGCCUCUGUGUCUAAUGCAUUGUUUCAUUUGGAACGAAGUGUCCGCGCCUGUAACACGCACUUGACGCACGCAUCUGUGAUACACUUGAAACCAUCGACUGCGUCAGGUGGAAGCAGAGAACAUCCGUUUGAUGUCUUUCCAUUUCCCCUCACAGGGAUCAUUGAUUUCAGUUUGGUACUGCUCAGCGGUUUGACUCGAUGCUGUAACUGCAUGGUACAUUAGUCAUGGUGAGUCUUCGUUUUUCUUGCUUCUUCUACCACUGGGCUGUGGAGAUGAGACGGUCUCGGGCUCGUGCUGCCCUAUCAGCUACGGGAGCCUAGUCCCGCGGACAAUAAAGUGGUGCUCGUGGUCAGCGACUUUGAAUUGGAGGAUGGCGGGGCGCAGAGGCUGUGUGAACUCGUUGUGGUCAGGCACAGAGCGCGUCCGCAUCGGAGAGCGACUCAAAGCAACACUGGCGGGAGUCUUGGAGCUGGAGCUGCUCAGGUGCAAACAGCUGGAGCUCGUGGACGCUGCGCUGGACAGCAGUCGGAACCAAGAUCAGAGCUGCAUAACAUCUCUAAGGCAACAGUUUGUAUCUCCACCAGAUAUCACAGCAUUACCUGCCCAAAGCAGCCCAGGGGAGUCAGCAGAUGGGACAGUCCACACCGCAGCAGGCUGUGGGGGCCACACUCGCUGGUCUACUCUGUCUUGGGACACCUCCUCUGAUCUCCUCUCUCCCCCCACACCUGACCCCAUUAGCAUGGCCCACCUGGACAGUGACUCCAGACCUAGUUCAGGGUUUUACUCUGUGAGUGGCAGUUCUCUGUCAGACUCUUGUUACUCAGUGUCCAGUGAAGUGGCUCAUGGACAGGUACCAGCCAGACCCCAGAAGCUGUGGGACCAGUGCCCCCCACCUGAUAGUGCUGACAUCUUGUGGACAGAUGUGCAGACAGUGCAGCACACCGAAGCAGAGUGCAGCCUUGAACUAGCAGAAGUAACAAAUGAUCUGGAAGCAAGUGGUCUAAGCUUUCUGUCUGACCUCUGCUCAGGGUGCAGCAAUUCCAUAAUCCCUUCCCUCCUUCACCUGCUCUGUCCAUCAUCAUCCUCUGCUCUGAUUGACCUAAAAUCUCAACUAGACCCACGCUACUGUGCAGAUCUGGUGUCACGAAGGACCAAAGAGGUGUAUCCUUACCCCAGCCCACUGCAUGCUGUGGCUCUUCAAAGUCCUCUCUUCACAACACAGGAAAGUACUCAAGCCACUCCUAGUCCUGAAGCUCCCCAAUCUGAUGACUGCUCUCAACCCACCAGCAACAAUGAUCAUACUCUCCUUACUCAACCAGCCACUCCAACCCAGAUUUCCUUCACCCAGUUAGAGCAGUACAUCAAUCGUCUGGCCCGGCAAUACCACGCCCGUGUGUCUGCAUCCACCACUGAUCUGACUUCAUUUGGAUCUAUAUCACUUAGAGGUGUUUGCACAGGAAAAGGCCAUGGGUCCACUCAGUCUCUUUCAGCCUUUGAGAGUUUAAGCACACCAUGCGCUCUAGGGGGCAACAUCACGCCCUGCAAGUCACAGCUGGGAAACUCAGCCAGAGUGAGCUUAAUCACAACAGGAAAAAAAGCAACAAGAAAUUCCAUAAAUCUGGGUAAUUUACCCUCUGCCACUGGAGAGGAUUUGAGUAUAAACUUGCAUCUAAAUGUAAACUUGAACCUCAAUCCUGGUUUAAAUUCGAGCCGGAGUCUUGUGGACACCCCCAAAAGAGGAAGUUGUGGUGCACUGAAAAGUGAGUUUACCACUGCCUCUUCCUCAUCCCUGACCUCCACACCCACUCCAGCACUUAGACCACGCCCUCGGAUCUCCACCUGUCCGUCCAGCUUGAGCCAUCGCAGCUCUUUGGAGAUCGCGCCCUCAUUUGGGUCAAGUAAUUUUUGUCGAUCAUUGGACUUUAGCGGUAGUGCACCGGAGCACAUGUCAGUGCAUGGGUCCAAUUCAGGAUCAGCUCCUGUCUCUCAGCGAAACAGCUUUAAUCAAGAGUCCAGCCCAAACUUCCCCAUGGUGGAGGAGAUUUCCCGCCUCUCUGGCCUGUCCAAAGAUAUUGUAGUGGGACUGAUGGAGCAAGGGGUGGAGUUGGAUAUAGAUUGCUUUGAUGGGGAGACACCAGGAGACAUGAGGGGCCAUGGUAAAGGCCACCUGGACCAGUCUCAUGAGUACACAAGAGAAAUGGGUGCACAGAGACCAAUUCAGUUGUCUCUAAGUGUCACGCAUUCGCCUCAGUCUCAAAGCAGCCUCACCCCUCCUCUUUCACACACCAGCAGCCCUAUACAUCCUUACCAAUCCAAUUACAUGCCCGUUCCACACCACCCCCAUUACUACCCACAUGACCUCCCAUCAUCCACUGCUUCUUCUCCUGCCUCUCGUCCAACCCCAAGGGCCAGAUCACCUCCGCAUCCUCUGCAACCCUCUCCUAUGGGUGCCACUCCUCUGUCUGUGUUUCGCAGAGAUGCCCCAUUUCAGUGUUCCCUUCCCCGCACAAACACAAGGAGUUCUGCAGUGGAUCAAUGUGGCAUCCCACUCCGAGGAGGAUCUCUUCGGCAGAGUGGAGGAGGGGGAUGGAAAAGAAGUGAGACACAGGGACUGUACAGAGGGAAGCAUGCCUCACACAAACUCAUCAGAGCAGCCACUGUCAGCAGCUACGCUAAAAGAGAAGACUACGGCUCAGUUUGGGCUGAAGACAAAGUUGUUGAAAGAGGUGUUCCAAUGCCCAAAAAGAACUCUACAAAACUGUGGAGUCGAUUUGAAGGACGUCUCUUUGGAAAGGACCCAGAAAGUGAACAGGAGGAGAUAGACAGAGCGGAGUAUGGCUUUGGAUGGAGGAGGAACACCAGUGGAAGCUAUAGAAGGGAACAAGAUAAGGAUUUAUUUUGGAUGAAUGAACCCAAAGGGGAGUACUCGCCCAUGUUCUCAAAAAGAAGGGGGAGAGAGGACGGAGAAAGGCGCAGCUCCAGUCUCAGGAUUUCCAGAAGAGCUCUGUUCAGGAGUGAGUCCCAAGGUCUGCUUGUGUCCCGUCACCACGAGGAGCCUGUGAAGCGUGCUCUUUGGGUCUCUUCAUUAGAUGUGGGACAGGGGUCAAUGAGGAAGGACGAAGGGGUGAGACUGCUACGAAAGAGGGAGGACAAGGGCCUGUCCUCAACUGCCAGCCUCUUUAACCUGUCUCACUCGGAGAGUAUUGAAGGUAGCUGUCAAUCCAUGUCCCCUCUGUCCUCUCCAUCAUUCUCUCCAUCCCCACCCAGGAGGACACUACAACGCUCACGUUCACUACGAGAUUUGGGGAAGAAAGUUUUUGGCUCCAUGAGGUCCCUGAGUCUUAAGAGGAAACCAUCUAAGAAGUAACUUUUGUCAUAUAAAUUGUGUAGUUUUAAUACAUAUUAAAAAUACAAAAUAGUAACAUAAGCGGCCCCAUUAAAAAUCUCCUUAAUGUUUGCUUCUACAACAGACAUACUGCCUCAAAAUAUUACCAAAGUAACUGAACAAGAGUAGUGUUUAAUAUCCUUAAAGAUGCAUUACGUAACUUUUCUGAUGGUGCUUCACCUGCUUGUCUCCAUGGAUUCCUAGAAUGUUUGGCAGCAUAGCACUGAACUUCUCUAUUGGACACUACCAAGCCAACUACAGGCCAGACCUGUAGAGGCAACCCCCCUUCACAGUAAGAAUGCUUUUUUUUUUGACAGGUUAGUGCCAUACUAUGGGACAGUAACAUCCUCAAGGAGAUGAGCAGGAGGUAGGCCCUAGGAAAGUUGCAUAAUGCAAUAAUAGUGUAUGUAAAUUCAUUAUUAACUAUUACAAAAACAUAAUUGUACUUGAUAAUUAAAUUGUGGCACAUAUUCACUGUAAACAUAGUUAAGAGUAACAGUGAAUCACAACUUCAUUAGUAAACCAUUGGUAUGAAAGUGACUGUAAACACACAUUGUGCAUGCUCUUGAUGGUUUCUUCUACACAGCAGUUCGAAUGAAAAUGUAAUUUCUUUUGUAAUGGCAAUACUGCCUCUGGAGUACAAUCAUGUUUGGCCAGACAAUUACCAAACCAAGCAAAUACUCUUUAAUUUUAUAUUCAACUCAGGACUUAAAAUAAAUGUAAUGAUGAGAUGUUGUAUCAUGACUAAUAAAUACAAUG
Molecule: messenger RNA, 4502 nt
Organism: Boleophthalmus pectinirostris (great blue-spotted mudskipper)
Lineage: Eukaryota; Metazoa; Chordata; Actinopteri; Gobiiformes; Gobiidae
Exons: 4
Coding region: 729-3725 (998 amino acids)
Biological process (GO): negative regulation of nodal signaling pathway
Cellular component (GO): cytoplasm
Source: RefSeq, a predicted model, not a curated record